This is a messenger RNA of Agelaius phoeniceus (red-winged blackbird), 2676 nucleotides long. Lineage: Eukaryota; Metazoa; Chordata; Aves; Passeriformes; Icteridae. The record is from RefSeq and is a predicted model, not a curated record.
GCCCGGAGCGCCCGGGCCCGGCCCGGCCGCCGCCGCCUUUGCCACGGUGCUGAUGGCGGCCCGGGCCGAGCUGGCCGCGCCCUGCCGCCUGCUUCCCGCCGCCGCCGCCGGCGCCGCGCUCCGCCUGCAGCUCAGCGUGCAACCGGGAGCCGACGGGCGGCGCCGCUUCCGCCUGGCGCUGCGGCGGGCGGAGGCGGGGGGCGGCGCGCCCCUGGCAGAGUGUGACCUGCGGGACGUUUCCUACCGCGUGUGUGGCCCCGCCAGCCACGAGCUGCAGCUGCCAGCGCUGGGGACACCAGCAGGGACAGCGGGGACAGCGGGGACAGCAGGGACACCAGCAGGGACAGCAGGGACACCAUCGGGGACAGUGGCACAGGAGGUGGUGGCACUGAGGUUCCCCGAGGAGCGCGAGGCCCAGCAGUGGUGGACGGUGCUGAGCAGCUCCCUCAGGGAGGCACGGAGAGCUGCCGAGGGUGACACCACGGGGACAUCGCUGGUGCCACCGCCCGCGGGGACAUCGCUGGUGCCACCACCCACGGGGACAUCGCUGGUGCCACCGCCCGCGGGGACAUCGCUGGUGCCACCGCCCGCGGGGACAUCGCUGGUGCCACCACCCACGGGGACAUCGCUGGUGCCACCCGCCGAGGGUCCCGAGCAGGACGCGGAGGAGGCGCAGGUCCUGGAGCUGGCCCAGACAGAGGAGCUGGCCCUGCGGCUGGCCGAGGCCAUCACCUUUGGGGACGAGGCGGUGGCAGCGCAGAGCGCGGUGGCGCUGGCCCGGCGGCACGCGGAGCUGAGCGUGAGCCUGCGCCACAGGGACGCGCCCGGGGGCCACCUCAGCAUGCCGGUGGGGGUGGAGGACGCCACAUCCUCGGCCAGCAUCACCCUGCGGGUGCAGCCCCACAUCACCAUCAGCACCCUCAAGGAGCAGGUGUUCCGCGAGUACGGGUGUUCCACGAGUGUCCGCGAGUACGGGUUCCCGCCCUCGGCGCAGCGCUGGAUCAUCGGGCAGAGCCUGUGCCGGGACGGGCGCAGCCUGGCCUCCUACGGCAUCCGCCGCGACGGCGACCCCGCCUUCCUCUUCCUCCUUUCGGCACGGCCGCCGCCGGAACCGGCACCGGCACCGGGAGCGGCCCCGGGAGCAGCGCCGGAGCGGCCCCGGGAGCGGCCCCGGCUCCGGGAGCGGCCCCGGCCCCGGCGGGCCCCGAGCGGCAGCGGGAGCUGCAGGCGCAGGAGCUGCUGCGCGCCGCGGGGCUGCACGGGGACGGGGACGGACACGGGGAUGGAGCACCGGGAGCAGGCCGUGUCCCCGAGGAGCCCCCGGAGCGGAUGGACAUCGGGGACAUCCGGGAUCACCUGGACUCGCUGCAGCUCUGGGACAGUGCGGGGACCCCGCCCACGGGCCCUGAGCCCCGCCCACCCUCACCUGAGCAGGGUGGACACAGCCCCCAGGCACUGCCCACGCACACCUGACCGGGCUGGCUGGCCGUGCCCCCAGUGCACGUUCCUGAACAAGCCCACCCGGCCGGGCUGUGAGAUGUGCAGCGCCCCCCGGCCCGAGGGGUACCGUGUGCCCGGGGGGCACCGCCCCGACCCCGCCGAGCUGCGGCGGCUGCAGAGGGAGCGCGACGGGACCCGGCAGUGCCAGCAGGCGCUGGAGGCGGAGCGGCAGCAGAACCUGGCGCAGCUGCUGCGGGCGGAGGAGGCGGGGCUGGUGCUGAACCCGGAGCCGCUCGAGUGCGGGAUCUGCCUGCAGGAGGUGCCGGCGGGCCGGGCCGUGCUGCUGCGCGACUGCCUGCACAGCUUCUGCCGGGAGUGCCUGCGGCAGGUGAUCAACUUCAGCGAGGAGCCGGUGGUGGCCUGUCCCUUCCGCGAUGUCACCUACGCCUGCGGCAGCCACCUGCAGGAGCGCGAGAUCCGCGCGCUGCUGUCCCCCGAGGAGCACGCGCGGUUCCUGGCGCGGGGGCUGGCGCUGGCCGAGCGCCGCAGCCGGAACAGUUUCCACUGCCGGGGCCGGGACUGCCCGGGCUGGUGCUUCUACGAGGACGCCGUGAACGAGUUCCGCUGCCCGGUCUGCGGGGCCCUCAACUGCCUCCUGUGCAAGGCCAUCCACGAGGGCCAGAACUGCCGGCAGUACCAGGACGAGCUGCAGCUGCGGGCGCUGCACGACGCGGCCGCUCGCCAGACGCGGGACAUGCUGCAGACGCUGGUGCAGCGGGGCGAGGCCAUGCACUGCCCCACGUGCCACAUCGUGGUGCAGAAGAAGGACGGGUGCGACUGGAUCCGCUGCACCGUGUGCCAGACCGAGAUCUGCUGGGUCACCAAGGGACCCCGCUGGGGACCGGCGGGCCCCGGUGACACCAGCGGCGGCUGUCGCUGCAACGUCAAUGGCCAGAGGUGCCACCCCCGGUGCCAGAACUGCCACUGACCCCUCCCCCCCGGGGACACCGAGGGACAGACGGACAGACGGACAGAGCUGGCACCGGGCCGGAAACGCCUGAGGGCUCCGGGAGGGGCCACGUCCAACGGGGAUGGAGAGAGAGGACACAGGGACAGACGGACAGGAUGGACACAUGGACAGAGCCAAGGAUGGACACUGGGACGGCCUCGGGGCGUGGAGGGGCCACCGGGGGGCCCCGGGACCCGCGGGGGGCCCAAUAAAGCCACUGAGUGUCA